CUGCCGAGACUCAAACCGGCGCUGGUGGUAGUGCGACGGAAGGCGCAAGGAGCACCAGGAGUAGGGGGUCUACCUUGCACCUUCAGAGGUGGAUGACGCAACUGCCAGAAGCCGAGGAGAUGGACCCUCCUGAACCAGAUAUGGAGAUGUGGAGUGUUGAAGAGCUCAGGAAGAGAUCCAAGGAGCUUAAUCUAUUAGAAGUAGCUGAUCUAGUUAUAAACGCUCCAGAAAAUAAGGGCUCCUCACCUGCUGAGAAAAAAGAGACAGAACGAAGCCCGUCUAAAAGCAGUAAUUCUGGAAGUCAGAUAACAGUCCGAACGAGUCCAGUGGUAGUUGACACGAUCCCAGUAUGCAGACAGUGCCACAAAAAAUGCUUGUCAAAACCAAACAGUCCCUUAAUAUCCCAAAAAGAACCCCCCAUACCCGUCAAACCAAAACCAGAGCCUUCGCCACAAAACUCGAACUCUAACAAAAGUUCAACAAGUGCGUGUAGUGCAAACUGUGGUAACCGUAAGCCAAAAAACUUUAGUCAUUUAGAGCGAAAAGGUGCUAUCAAGAUACGUCCUGAAGAUGCCCCAUUAGCGGCCUUAAAAGUCAUAGACUCAAUUGAGCAAAGUCAAAAAAUGCUCAAGUCUACGUCCUACGAAUUGAAAACUGAUUCACCUAUUUUGAACCGAAGCGUCCACUCUCACUCAAGAAGCCAUACAAAGAGCCAAUUGGAAUUGAGGAAAGAACACUCCAUCAGAUCGCCAAGUCCAUCAUCUAGCAGUAGAAAUAAUAGUCCACUAUCAACUAGUCAUACAACAUGCAGUUCCAUGGUAUUUAAUUCUAGUUCUAACGACUUAAGAAUGUCUAACUCAAACAUUGCCAAUCAAGUACAAUGUGUCAUAGCACAAGAAAAAUAUUUGAAUGAAGUGAAAUGCGUUGAAAGCAUUACAUUGUCCAAAUCCAAAAUGACUACAUCCAGUUACCCAUCGCCAGCAUCAGCUAGAAAGGAGCAGAUUACACGACAAAAGGCUGAGAAUGUACUUAAUAAAGUAUUAGGUAUGAACAUUAUUACCAAAAGAGAAAAUGUAGGUUCAUGUUUAAGAACAUCAUCGGUUUUUUUAGAAGACGAUUCCAUUCACGAGGAUGAUAACGAUUUUAAAAUAGAUAGAGGUUUAAGGAGAUCCCCCAGAAUGGGUAUAUCUGCUGUUAGUAAAAUGAAUGGGGAUAUAAAUAAGAAGACUGAGCGCACAGAAGAUUUUAAUGCUAACACUAAUCCGAGUGAGCUAGGUUCUGAUGAAGAUUUAGAGUUAGGACCGCUUAUGCUGAUGGGCUUGUCGGCCAUCAACCCAGCAGCGCACCUGAUGCGUGUGGAGCCGUUCAAAAGGCAGACAGUUGGAAAUACCAACAAUUUGUCGAGACCGGGCAGCCUUGGUUCGGUCAAGUCCGAGUCACCGGUCCCCAACAUAGCUGUAGUCCCACCAACUCCGGAUUACAACACCACCAAUAAGACUAUGAAAACCCACUUCGAUCUGAUGUACUUGCAGGAUUCACUGAUAGAUGACUCCCCAGAUUCUCCUGAUGUGCCGGAAGAUCUGCCUUACAUAUCUCUCAAAAGAUACGGCACAAUGUCAAGCCUGGAGAGGCUACCGUCCGAUGAGACUGACGAUGGCAACGUAAGACUGACGGCACAGGAGCCUGAGCCUAUCAAACCUUACAACCCAGGUAUUAGUAAUAUUAUGAUAGAUACUAGUAAAAAAAUUGCAAUCCAAUCAGUGCCUUUUAGCUAA
Messenger RNA from Ostrinia nubilalis (European corn borer), 1775 nucleotides. RefSeq lists its product as uncharacterized. NCBI's taxonomy places the organism in Eukaryota, Metazoa, Arthropoda, Insecta, Lepidoptera, Crambidae. The coding region runs from base 93 to 1775 and encodes 560 amino acids. Gene Ontology annotation, cellular component: nucleus; plasma membrane. The transcript has 5 exons. The record is from RefSeq and is a predicted model, not a curated record.